AUGUUGAAGCUAUCUUCCGGAACGAUGCACAACAUGGGAAAGGCUAAAGUAACCCGAGGUCGGGCCAACGCUAUGGAUCGGGGUGGCAUCCGGAAACGCGGUUCUCCUGCCGUGCGAGUCGAUCGCGACGGCGACUUGGACAUGAAUGGAGCGUCUGACAAGGGUCGCGGUGGGAAACGAGCUCGCGGAGACUCGGGACGAGGCGCUCUGGCCGCGGCUCAGUCUCAAGCACGCGACCAGCGGAGGAUGGCCAUUGACCGCGAGCGGACUCUGAACACCAUCCAAAAGGCCUUGGCCGGCAAUGAAACCUCUCAGGCCAACAUCCGACGGGGUGGCGCCAAAGGUGGACCGUGGGAACAGGUCAGCGUGCGCGGAUGGAGAAAGAGCAAGGCUGCAUCCAACCUCGACGGCGGCGCCGGAAGCCUGGUCUCCUUCCUGGAGAAGAAACUCGCUACCCCGGACUCGAAAGGCAAUAACAUAAUCAAGUCGCGUGUCGAAGGCGACGCUCUUAUAGUUUCUGUUCGCCCGGAGCACUUGGACAGGAUGUUACAUCUCAAUAAUUUCACUUUCGCAGGUGCUCCACUCACCAUUGAAAGAUACAACCCAUCGGCGGAGAGCACAUCAACCACGGCCGACACCAAGGCCAGGAUGACCGCUUUCUUGAGCAGCCGAUAUUUCCAGGAUACCAAGCUUCUCAAUCUUUCGGCUUUGGCCAGCGAUCCGAUCCUGGUGGAGAUGGGUCUCUUCAACAGCACAACGACUGAGUCCAAGUUCUUCCCGGCGCUAAUGAAGGUCUGGGAGAUGAACUUUGAGACUCCACAGAAGAGCCGGGAGGCUGUUGAGAGCGUCAGUCUAGCAAACAAUCAGUUGUCCAACAUAUCGCUCGUCACCACCCUCUCUCAGGCCUUCCCGAACCUCAAGAAUCUGGACCUCUCCAACAACAACUUCAAGGACGCACAGGCUCUCAUCGGGUGGAGAUGGAAGUUCCGACAACUGGAGUUCCUCGAUCUCACGGGGAAUCCGUUCAGUGCCGAUCCUUCCUUCAAAGACACGAUGAUGAAGUGGUAUCCGAAGCUCAGAACCCUCAACAACAUGACGGUCCGUACCGCGGAAGAGGUUGCUGCUCAAGAAAAGGCUCCCAUACCCGUUCAGCCGGCAUAUUUCCAGGAUGACUCUCAAAUCGCCGAGAACUUCGUCAGGGCGUUCUUUGUUGGGUACGACAACGACCGAAACGACCUAAUCAACGGUGUCUACGACAGUGAUUCCACCUUUUCUUUGAAUGUCAACCCUGCCGCUCCCCGAGGAGCUCAAGAAGAUGCCACCGCUGGCUGGGACCAGUAUAUCAAGAAGAGCCGGAACCUGUUGAAGAUCAGUCAUCUUCCCGCUCGGAUGUCUCGUUCUUAUGUUGGCGCGGAAAAGAUUCGCGAGCUGUGGAAUUCUCUCCCCAGAACGAGGCAUCCUGACAUGGUUGCGCACCCAGAGGAGUGGCUGAUUGAAUGCCACCCCAUCCCUGGACUUCCUGACCCGUCGGGACAGAGCAUUUCCGGUGUUGGUGGAUUGCUCAUCAUGGUGCACGGCAAGUUUGAUGAGUUGGACGGCACCAAGGUGGAGACCCGCAGUUUCGAUCGGACCUUCGUGCUUGGUCCUGGCGGAGGAGCAGGAGGAGUCAGAGUCCUCAGUGACAUGCUCACGUUGAGAGCAUACGGCGGACAUAUGGCUUGGGAUCCCGACAGUCAGACGGCGAACCCGAUGAAAGCCCCGCCCGCGCAUCCUCAAGCGCCGCAGGGAUACGGCAUGCCAGCUCCUGGCAAGACGGAAGCUCAAGUUCAGCAGGAGCAGAUGAUUCUGCAACUGAGCUUCAAAACCAGGAUGACUCUGCAGUAUUCGGAAAUGGCCCUUUCGGGCAACAAUUGGAAUAUGGAGGCUGCGCUGAAGAAUUUCGAGGAACUGAAGGUAAGCAUCAUUGGCCUUCCUAGUCGCCAUCCACAAAAGGCUGACAGGACUGUUUUCAGGCGCAGGGAAAGCUUCCACAAGACGCUUUUAUUCCGGGUUUCUGAAUGGAAAUCUGGAACUGAAGAAGGCGCAUUGCUGAGUUCCAUGGAGUCUUUGGACUCGCCAUCUCAUGACUGA
Rasamsonia emersonii CBS 393.64 is the source of this 2130-nucleotide messenger RNA. RefSeq names its product MRNA export factor mex67. Gene Ontology annotation, biological process: poly(A)+ mRNA export from nucleus. Gene Ontology annotation, molecular function: RNA binding; protein binding. Gene Ontology annotation, cellular component: nucleus. The transcript is spliced from 2 exons. NCBI's taxonomy places the organism in Eukaryota, Fungi, Ascomycota, Eurotiomycetes, Eurotiales, Trichocomaceae. The record is from RefSeq and is a predicted model, not a curated record. The coding region runs from base 1 to 2130 and encodes 709 amino acids.